UCUUUCUCAACACGAAUUAUAAACCUCUCGUAGUAUUACAAAUAUAUGUUUCUUGCAAUCCUUCUUUUAAUUAUCAAAAGAGUUUCCAUUAUCAAGGUGCUUGAGUACAAAAUUUAGGGGCUAACCUGGAUAAAUUAGAGCUCUUUAUCAACGACCUACAUAAGAAAAGCAGUGAUCUCUGAUAUGCCCACUACUUCACUCUCAGACAUACAAAAAUUUAACUCAAAAUCCAAGUUCUCUCCACUAAUUUCCUGCACUGCUUCAAAAUUUCUCUUGAGAAGACUUUGGUUGUUCUCCGUGUGACCAAAUAUCCUCAGCCAAGGGCCAAUGAAAUCUCCUAUAUGGCCAAGACUGGGUUAGUAUGCACCUGUGGUUGUGGGAUCGCUAAUACGAUGCAUGAUGAUAGUGGU
Molecule: messenger RNA, 410 nt
Organism: Moneuplotes crassus
Lineage: Eukaryota; Ciliophora; Spirotrichea; Euplotida; Euplotidae
Source: the annotation of a GenBank genome assembly